AUGUCGUCCUUGAAAAAUGCGCCAAGUCUCAGCCCAGCAUCACGCAAAGGCUUUUCAUCGGCGACCAUAGACUACCAUGAUGACUACAUCGCCCCAGUGGAAACGGUGGAGGGCAUGCACCACCCAUCUGGGUCCACCAGCCGCCCAAAGAAGAAGAACAAGGCUCGUGACUCCCAAAAAAAGAAAAGAACAGAGGCGGCACCAGCUUCGGAGGAAGACGAGCACAUAUCCUCCGCCUCAUCUCUGAGGAAGGCCAACGACAGCAAAGCUCUCACCACGUCGGACAACUAUGGUGAAGAAUACGCCGACGAUUUCGAGGACCUAGUAGAUAGCGACGACUACAUCCCUCCUGUCAACACGCCGCCACCCGCGGCAGCCCUGAGCCCCGUCGCCAAGCCAAAGGCGCUUAUGGCUGACGUAGAGGCAGAGGAAAAACGACUCUAUGCGACUGUGCAGGAGCAGCUCCGCCUGGAGACGGAGGAAGUAAUGCAGCGCAUCGCCAAGUGGGAAAUCGAUCAGGCACGAAAGGAAGAGGAAAUGCGUCAGCGCGAGGAAGAGCUCAAGCGGCAACUCGCUGCGCAGCAGCAGCGGGAGCAAGAGGCGCAGCGGCGCCUCAGCGACCUUGUGGAACAACAGGUCUCUCAACAGGUGGCAGCUGCAAGCACAGCAAGCAAGGUGACCAUGACACCCAUAAAUACUGCAGCGCGCCGCGAGGCCGCGAAGGCGGGUGAGUGUGACGAACCUGAGGAUGUGGAGGGAGCAGGGGCUGCGGUUUCCAAAGCGGAAUUGCAGCGCCGCCGCCGCCGCGAACACGAGCGCGCUGUCGAACUGCGCCGCGCGGAGGAGGAGGAGGCGGCGCACGCGCUCUUUCAUCGACUUGCGCAAGAUGUACGCGAGGUGUUUCAUGAGCUCAACCUCUCCGUCGUUGCGGCUGAGAAGGAGCGCCUCAUCAAAGACGAGCGCUAUCGCCGCGAGCGAGAGCUGCGUGACCGGCGCGAGGACAUGGCACGCGGGGAGAAACUAGAAAAGGAGCUGAAGGAGCGUGAGGAGCGGGAAAUGAAGUUUUGGGCCAUGGUCGAGCAGCGGGACGAGAAGUUCCGCACCUUCCUGGAAGAGCGGAUGAACAAGGAUGAGGGGGAAAGAGAGGCGCGACUGAAGCGCGACCUCGAGGACCGUGCGACACGACUGCGUAAUGAGCGGGAGCUGCGCGAGGAGAUGGACAAGAUGGACAAGGAGCGGCGCGCCAAGGCAGAGGCGGAGUCGCGUCACCACGAUGACCUCGUUCUCACAGCGCAGAUAGAGGAGGUGAGCUCUCGAUACCGUGCGCAACUGGAGGAUGUGAGGCGGCAGAUGGAGGCCGACAGCGUGCGCAAAGAUGAGCUACAGAAGGCGGAGCUCAGCAUGAUGGCGAAGCGCCACGAGGUGGUGCUGGAGCACCUACAAAGACAGCACGCGCAGCAACUCGCCACGAUGGACGGGCAUGUCGGCAACGCCAGCCGAAUCGAGGCGCUGGUGGCAACCAUGCAAGAAACCAUGGAGGCUACGAAGACCAUGAACGAGAAACUGUUGGCGGAGCGCCUGUCAGUGCUGCAGCAGAAGGAACGCCAGCUGGACGACCAGAAGGCCGUGCUGGAUGCCAUGGUGGCAGAGGUAAAAGCGAGUCAGGAGACGAUGGCGGCCGAGCGAGCCCGUGUGGCCGGCCUGUACGCCAAAUUUGAGCUCGCUUUAUCGUCCUUCAGCAAGAAUAGCGAGGAGGACCGUCGCAUAUUUCGCGAGGCCCACGCCCACUACGACACCCUUCGCCAGCAAGCGGAGAAGGAUCGUCGACUCAUGCUAAGCGAGGUGGCACAGGAGCGCAGGAUGCUUGAGCAGCAAUUUGAAGAGUUCCUCGCGAAGAAGAUGGAGGCCAUGGCGGAGCUGCAAAGCGAGCGGAUGGCGAUUGCGCGAGAGCGGGCAGAGGCGUCCAUGGUGCGGGAGCGACAAAAUCGCGACGAGACCGAUCUUCUCAAGGCUCUGCGCUCCCGUGAGGAGGAGUACAAGAUGAAGCUAGAGUCCAUUGAGUCUGACCGGGCCACAGCGUGUCACAUGAAGGACGAACACAGGCGCCUGUGCGAAGCCGCGGCCGCAGAGCGUCAGGCACUUGAGCAGGAGCGCGAGAAGUUUGAGUUGGAAAAGAAGGAGCUGCUAAGCCGCUUUGAAGCGAUUCGCCGUCAGGCCGAGGACGCUGCGAGCUCCCAGGAGCGCUUGCGGAUUCGGUUUAUGGGGGAUCGCCACGACGCCCAUGACGGAAACGGAGGUGCCGCUGGGUUGUUGUGCGGGGAGUCGCUGGUGUGCAGCGCAGCGUCCCGCCUUCAAAUGGAUUUAGCACGGCAGCGUGCAGUUCUCCAGAACAUCAGCUGA
Leishmania braziliensis MHOM/BR/75/M2904 is the source of this 2400-nucleotide messenger RNA. RefSeq lists its product as hypothetical. The transcript has a single exon. The record is from RefSeq and is a predicted model, not a curated record. Lineage: Eukaryota; Euglenozoa; Kinetoplastea; Trypanosomatida; Trypanosomatidae. The coding region runs from base 1 to 2400 and encodes 799 amino acids.